CCUAUUGGUGUUCUGCUGGGCAGGACCCCACCCAUGUCCUGCCUGUAGCCCUCUUCGACGACGUUAGCCUCUUUGUCCCGCCCUUCCAUCACCAGCAGCUGCCUGGUCUCCACUGAAUGCCCUGGUUUCUGUCCCCAGGGCACUAUUAUGGGCUUCUCUUCAGAGCUGUGCAGCCCCCAGGGCCACGGGGCAGUGCAGCAGAUGCAGGAAGCUGAACUCCGCUUAUUGGAGGGCAUGAGGAAGUGGAUGGCCCAGAGAGUCAAGAGCGACCGGGAAUAUGCCGGGCUGCUUCACCACAUGUCCCUGCAGGACAGCGGAGGCCAGAGCUGGAGUGGUGGUGGCCCCGACAGCCUAGUCAGCCAGUCCUGGGCAGAGAUAACGAGCCAGACGGAGAAUUUGAGCCGGGUGCUGCGGCAGCAUGCGGAAGAUCUGAACUCGGGCCCCUUGAGCAAGCUGAGUGUGCUGAUCCGGGAGCGGCAGCACCUGAGAAAGACUUAUAACGAACAGUGGCAGCAGCUGCAGCAGGAGCUCACCAAGACCCACAGCCAGGACAUUGAAAAGCUAAAGAGCCAGUACCGGACCCUGGUACGCGAUAGUGCCCAGGCCAGGCGCAAGUACCAGGAAGCCAGCAAAGACAAGGAUCGGGACAAGGCCAAAGACAAGUACGUGCGCAGCCUGUGGAAGCUCUUUGCCCACCACAACCGCUACGUGCUGGGUGUGAGAGCCGCACAGCUGCACCACCAGCACCACCACCAAUUCAUGCUGCCUGGCUUGCUGCAGUCACUACAGGACCUGCAUGAGGAAAUGGCGGGUAUCCUGAAGGACAUCCUGCAGGAAUACCUGGAGAUUAGCAGUCUGGUGCAGGAGGACGUGGCAUCCAUUCACCGGGAGUUGGCUGCAGCUGCUGCCCGUAUCCAACCUGAGUUUGAGUACCUAGGUUUCUUGCGACAGUAUGGGUCCGCCCCUGAUGUCCCACCUUGUGUCACUUUUGAUGAGUCACUUCUUGAAGAGGGCGAACAGCUGGAGCCCGGGGAGCUGCAGCUGAAUGAGCUGACCUUGGAGAGCGUGCAACACACGCUGACUUCUGUGACAGAUGAACUGGCUAUGGCCACCAAAGAGGUGCUGAGCCGGCAGGAGAUGGUCAGUCAGCUGCAGAGUGAGCUCCGGAGUGAGGAGGAGAACACCCACCCCAGGGAGAGAGUUCAGCUUCUGGGCAAAAGGCAGGUGCUACAAGAGGCAACCCAAGGGUUGCAGGUAGCGCUGUGCAGCCAGGACAAGCUUCAGGCCCAACAAGAGCUGCUGAGGAGCAAGAUGGAGCAGCUGGGCACUGGUGAGGCCCCGGCCGUGCCGCUUCUUCAGGAUGACCGUCACUCCACCUCCUCCACGGAGCAGGAGCGAGAGGGGGGAAGGACACCCACACUGGAGAUCCUUAAAAGCCACUUCUCUGGAAUCUUCCGUCCCAAGUUCUCUAUCCCCCCACCACUGCAGCUGGUUCCUGAGGUGCAGAAGCCCCUCCAUGAGCAGCUGUGGUAUCAUGGGGCAAUCCCUCGGGCAGAGGUUGCUGAGCUGCUGACACACUCUGGGGACUUCCUGGUUCGGGAGAGCCAGGGCAAGCAGGAGUACGUGCUGUCCGUGAUGUGGGAUGGCCAGCCCCGACACUUCAUCAUCCAGUCCUCAGAUAACCUGUACCGGCUGGAAGGGGACGGCUUUCCUAGCAUCCCUUUGCUCAUCACCCACCUGAUGUCCUCCCAGCAGCCCCUUACAAAGAGGAGUGGUGUUGUGCUGUACAGGGCGGUACCCAAGGACAAGUGGGUGCUGAACCAUGAGGACCUGGUGCUGGGCGAGCAGAUUGGACGGGGGAACUUUGGAGAGGUGUUCAGUGGGCGCCUUCGAGCAGACAAUACCCCGGUGGCCAUAAAGUCUUGUCGAGAGACACUCCCACCUGACCUCAAGGCCAAGUUUCUGCAAGAAGCGAGGAUCCUGAAACAGUACAGUCACCCCAACAUUGUGCGUCUCAUCGGGGUCUGCACACAGAAACAGCCGAUCUACAUUGUCAUGGAACUGGUUCAAGGGGGCGACUUUCUCACCUUCCUGAGGACAGAGGGAGCCCGCCUGCGGGUGAAGACUCUGCUGCAGAUGGUGGGGGAUGCAGCUGCUGGCAUGGAGUAUUUGGAAAGCAAGUGCUGUAUCCACCGGGACCUGGCUGCUCGGAACUGCCUGGUGACAGAGAAGAAUGCCCUGAAGAUCAGUGACUUCGGGAUGUCCCGGGAGGAAGCCGAUGGCAUCUACGCGGCUUCGGGGGGGCUUCGACAAGUCCCUGUUAAGUGGACUGCCCCGGAAGCCCUCAACUAUGGCCGCUACUCCUCAGAGAGUGAUGUGUGGAGCUUUGGCAUUUUGCUGUGGGAGACCUUCAGCCUAGGGGCCUCACCCUACCCCAACCUCACCAAUCAGCAGACUCGGGAGUUUGUGGAAAAGGGGCAUCGUCUGCCUUGCCCAGAGCUGUGCCCCGACGCAGUCUUCAGGCUUAUGGAGCAGUGCUGGGCCUAUGAGCCUGGACAGAGGCCUAGCUUCAGCAACAUUUACCAGGAGCUGCAAAGCAUCCGCAAGCGACACCGGUGAGGCCCGGAGGGCCCCUUUGCUGGCCAAUAGCCCGUGCAGACAAGAGUGGAC
This is a messenger RNA of Acomys russatus (golden spiny mouse), 2670 nucleotides long. It is a transcript of the gene Fes, whose product is annotated as FES proto-oncogene, tyrosine kinase. The transcript has 18 exons. Gene Ontology annotation, biological process: chemotaxis; cell adhesion; peptidyl-tyrosine phosphorylation. NCBI's taxonomy places the organism in Eukaryota, Metazoa, Chordata, Mammalia, Rodentia, Muridae. Gene Ontology annotation, molecular function: ATP binding; non-membrane spanning protein tyrosine kinase activity. The record is from RefSeq and is a predicted model, not a curated record. The coding region runs from base 148 to 2619 and encodes 823 amino acids.